Messenger RNA from Gamsiella multidivaricata, 960 nucleotides. RefSeq lists its product as uncharacterized. Lineage: Eukaryota; Fungi; Mortierellomycota; Mortierellomycetes; Mortierellales; Mortierellaceae. The record is from RefSeq and is a predicted model, not a curated record. Bases 76 to 702 code for a protein of 208 amino acids. The transcript is spliced from 2 exons.
CAACUUCAUAUCUCUAAAAUUAUAUUUGUCAACACUUCUCUUGCCUAACACACCAAACCCAUUCGCACGCAAAGAAUGUCUAAUUCAGAUCACUCCCAGGACUCUCAUUCGCAAGGCGAUGACCAUGACCAUGGCUCGCUGUCGGGAUCUGGACUCACUGGGCAGGAGGAAUCCCUUGAAGAUGGUCUUGAAGUGGAGCUGAGCGACCAGGACUAUUAUGACCCACACGAUGACCAUGCAUACUAUCAUGAUCAAAAUCGCCGUAUCGAGGAAUCAUGGCUCGAGUGGGAGCGGCAGACGUCGAUCAGCAACCCACAGAAUGGUAGCUUCCACAACCAGAACAUCUUUCAGAAACCAGGGUCAACAAAACGAAGAGAACGGAGACAGCGGUUGGCAUUGGCGCAAUGGAACGCUCAGUCCAACCGAUCAGGCUCAGCAUCAAGUUCAGCCUCAGGAUCAGGAUCGGCAUCAGGGUUAGGAUCGGCAUAUAUGCCAGGGUUGGCAUCAGGGUUGGGGCUCGACGAUGCCAAUUCUGCGGCGGUAGAAAAACUGAGGCGGUUGGGAACCUAUCGUCCAGCUUUGGCAUCAUCGAUGGUUCAUUCAUUUUCUGAUUCGUCUUGGGAGGCGACCCAGACUGCGCGGGAAAAGCGGCUUGCAACCAAAGCGGGGCCCAAUGGCACAGGGUACUUUAUUAUGGGUUGAUGUUAAUGCACUGCACCAACCGCUGAAUGACAUGGAAAAAGUACGAACGAUGAUCAAGCUGACCGAGAUCUGCACUGGUCUGACCAACUCUUAGCGUGAACAUUAUCUGCGCUCUACCAAUCGAACUUCUUUCUCACAUUGUGUCGCACCUGGAGCCGAACGAGCUUUUCAACGCCUCGCUAGUCUGCCAACUAUUCUACCACGUUGUCAAUGCGGACUCUUGCUGGAAGGAAGCAUUCAUAAAGUUCUUUGGGGCAU